Messenger RNA from Opisthorchis viverrini, 234 nucleotides. RefSeq lists its product as hypothetical. NCBI's taxonomy places the organism in Eukaryota, Metazoa, Platyhelminthes, Trematoda, Opisthorchiida, Opisthorchiidae. The annotation marks the transcript as partial. The record is from RefSeq and is a predicted model, not a curated record. The transcript has 2 exons.
UCAAUCACGUCGGUGCCGAAAUUUCCGAAAUCCGAGGUUCGUCCGGCCACGGGAUACCGGUGCUGCGAUUCCCGGAAGGAGGUAUAUGUGCUCGCUUGACUCCAUCCUGCCCCAUUGAAAAAAAGAAAUUCUACCGUUUAUGUUACAGUCCCAAGGUAAACGAGAAUACUAGACCCAUGAAUCUCAUGUUUACCGUAGACAGGCUUCGAGAAAUCCAAGGCUUUCGGUCCACCU